GUUUCUCCGUAAUUUUACAGCUUCACGUCUCCACCAAUGCAGUGGAAACACAAUUUCUCUGUGGCCUAGAAGUAGCAAAAGGUUAAAUCGGUGAAAUCGAGCGGCCACCAGACUGAGGACAGACACACGAACAGGACCGUGCAGAAAUGUCUCCCUUCGAAAAUAAAGGACUAAUACUGGGCAUAAUGGCAGGGACUGCUGGAUUAAGCCUGGUGCUGGUUUGGUACCGCAAGAGCCGAAAGCCUGCUGCAGCUGUGCGUGUUCAUGCGUUCCAGGAUAUAGGUAACAGAAUUAAUUCUGUGGGCUUGCCAAAUGAGGCUCCUAAUGAGCAAGGAGUAAUAAUGGUUUUACAUGGAAGGCAGCUGCAGAUACUGGAAAAAUUGAAUGGCCUGCUACUAAGCAUGGACGAACUGAAGAGGGAGGUGGAAUUUCUGAAAGAAGCUAUUCCAAAACUUGAAGAGCUUGUUCGAAAUGAGCUUCAAGGAAAGGGUGGUGUUCAGAGAGUUAGCCCAUCACACAGGGCAACAAGGCGGAGAAAAGCAGAGACAACUGCUAGUGCAAGAGAAACUACCAGCUCUGAGGAGGCAGAAAGUGAAGGAGGUUACCUUACUGCUCAUACUGAUUCUGAAGGAGACUCCGAGGAAGAAAAGAGAUGUAUGAAAUCACCUGAUGCCGUGGUAAAAUCCGAAGAAGAUGAUGACUUACUUAAUUUUUUACAGAAGGUGGACAAUUUGCACAAGGGCUCAGAAGAUGAUAAAAAGGAGGGCUUCAGUCUGCUGCUUGAGAAAGAUGACAAGUAUGGAAACUCUGUGGACUUCCUUUGGAGGUUUGCACGUGCUUAUGGGGAUCUGUUUGAGAUGACUACUGAUGCUGAGGAGAAGAGGAAAUAUGUCACUGAUGGAAAGAUUAAAGCUGAAAAGGCUGUUCAGCUGGAUGCUGGGAGUGCUGAGAGUCACCAGUGGUUUGCAAUUAUGUGUGGCUAUAUGUCUCAGUUUGAAAGUAUACAAAACAAAAUCAGGAAUGGUUAUCUCUUUAAGGAGCACCUAGACAAGGCAAUUGAACUUAAGCCUCAAGAUCCCUUUUUAUAUUACCUAAAUGGAAGAUGGUGCUAUUCAGUAGCUCAGUUGUCUUGGCUUGAAAAGACAGUAGCUGCUGCUCUCUUUGGGACUCCACCAACUUCAACAGUAGAAGAAGCAUUGCAGAAUUUCCUUAAGGCAGAAGAAAUGCACCCAGGAUAUUCCAAAUGCAAUUAUGUGUAUUUGGCAAAGUGCUAUAAAGAUCUUGGCCAGAAAAACAAUGCACUGAAGUGCUGUGAUUCUGCACUGUCAAUUCUCUCAGUUACUAAUGAGUAUGACACACCUUUUGUCUGGAUGGACUCUCUCCAAAGGAUAAAGAAGCCCAGAAAGACUUAGAAGCUUUACUUCUUACACUGAAGCUCUGAUACUGCGUACUUCUAACUCUUCAUGCUGUAAUAAAAUUGUAAAACUAAAAUGAGACUGGAAACUGCGGUAAAUUUCAGCUAAGUCAAUGGAAAAACAGUCAUUGAUUUUGGUUGACUUUGAUCAUGGCCUUUAAGUGUCUGGCAAUUAUGGUAUUAAAAUAAUACAUUCAUUUUUGAUUAUUUAUAAUCUUGUACUGAAGUUUAAUUUUAGAUUUCUGACACUGUGAGUCUGAUUCUCUGAACAUGAAGUCCACUUCUGGCAAUGGACAUACAGGGGGUUUGAAUGCAAAAGGAAUAAAUCUCACUCUUUGAAAGAUGACUCAACAUCUAAUACGUGAUGCCAGCAUAGAACUGCGUGUAGCAUAAACAAACAAAGAAAUGUUUCUACAGUAAAUUAUAUUUGUAUCAACUAAUUUACACAGAUGUGUACAGAAGAAAAUAAUGAAUAUUUAUGUUUACACAUUUCUCUACUCCUAAAAAAAUUACAAUCUUGUUUAAGUUAAACAAAGCUGUUGCCACAACAAAACUCUUUUUACUUUAAACCUAUUGUUGGUUUUACAAAGUAAUGUGAAAAUUUUAUAAAUUAAAUGUUAUAAUUUAUUUGUAACAUCAAGUAUGAUAUUAAAGAUAAGACCAAUUAAAUAAAGUGGUUUAGAUUAAUCUA
Molecule: messenger RNA, 2105 nt
Organism: Taeniopygia guttata (zebra finch)
Lineage: Eukaryota; Metazoa; Chordata; Aves; Passeriformes; Estrildidae
Source: RefSeq, a predicted model, not a curated record